AUGGACAGCACUGGAUACACCAGCCUGGACGAAGCAGCAGCGACUGCAAAUUCUGCCAACGCGACUCAGGUGCAGAUGACAUCAGAAGACAUGGACGAUGAGGAGCCAUUGAUGGAGGAUGAGGAGGAGGACCAGUUAAUUAUUCUUCAUCCUGAACACCCGCUUGUCCAAAGGCUACAGGCUACUCUGAACAGACAGCUGAGAAGGCAGCUGGAUAGGAUUAACCUGCAAUUAGAGGAGCAUGUGGCACAGGAGAAGGAAGAUGCCAAACACUCACUGGAGACGGGUGUUGAGAUGUCCAGGAUUCAGGCGAAGUUGGCCAGACUUCACAACAGCCUGGAGGAUUAUCAUCAGACCAAGUCACAGGCAGAAGACAAACAUCAGCAGGCACAGUCCCAAAUGGAAGAAGUGAAAAGCCAGUAUUCCAGUACUUUAGACCGCCACAGCCAAGCCAAAGCCGGUUUGUCCCAGCUGCAGGCGGAGUACGACAACUUGAUGCUGCACACUGUCUUCACACAGGGAGUCAGCGAUGAUCUGCGCAUUCAUUUCCAUGCCACGAAGAAUGCUCAAGGCAGAGCAGGAGCUGAGAAGACCCAGGCAGAAGAUGAGAAGAAGAAGCAAGAUUUGUAUGUGGAACGUCUAACCAAGGAAAUGGAGACGCUGACUCAGCAGAUUGCCAUGUAUGACGCCCAGACCAGUGUUAAAGCGGAGGAGUGUCGGGCAGUCAAACAGGCCUAUUCGGAGGCCGAGAUGGAAAUUGAGUCUCUGCUGAUGAUGCGUAAACAUUUGCUUCAGCAGUGGAACAAAAGCCUGCUGGGCAUGGAGAAACGAGAUGAGGCAUUCAGUGCCAUGCAGGAGGCUAUGCGCACGAUGGACGACCAGAUGAGCUUCUUGGACAGUGAGAUUAAAGCCUACAUGAAAUCGAGCGACGAAGAGCACGAGCGGAAUGAAGCACUGACGUACCGGCUUUACUUUUCCAAGAGGAAUGUAGCCCUCACCAGGAAGCUGAUCAUUGAAAAGCAGAAGCAGCAAGAGGAUCUGCAAAUUCAGCACAGCACCUGCCUCGACACUCUGAAGGAGACGGAGAACACCCUGGACACUCUCAUGAAGGAAACCAGCGAACACUCGGCGGAAAUUAAUGCUCAAAAGAGGCAGGUGGAAAAAGAGAGUGCCAAUCGUUUGGAGUUAGAGGACAAGAUCCUCAACUACGUGCAGCAGGAGAUGAUCCACAAUAGGGCUGCUAAGUACUCGAAAAAGCUCACCCGCAAGACCAGCACACUGAAGGAAGAAAAGAUCUCUCAACUGUGGCAGAAGGAAGACGAGAUGACAGCGGUGGCCUUGGAGAGCUACAAGAUACAUAAUAAUUUGGAAAGCCUGGGCUUCGUUCAGAAGGCCCUAGAUCAAGAGAUGGAAAAGUACAAUCAGCGUGUCAAUGACAUCCAGUUUAAUAUUUCCUCCUUAAUUUCAGCCAUCAAGCAGAAGCAGAACGCCAUUGCCAACUUCAACAAAAAGAUCGGUCACAUCGUAGCCAGCACGGGGCGCGAUGACCUUAGUCCUCUGCAGAUAAACCUAGAGAGAGCCAUGACUCAGAUUGAGCAGAUGGAGGCAAAUAUCAAAAGAGACAAGCAGCUCUGGAUGAAACGACAGGGGUAUCUAAUAGAACUGACUCAGGAGAUGGAGGUCAACAGCAAGAACAUACUGAAAUUGCAGAAACAAUUCACUGCGAUGGAGCAGAAGAAAAUACGCUGGGAGAAUCAGAUCGAGAACGAGCGGCAAGAACUGGCAGAGCUGCAGAAGAACACGGAGAUCUUGAGGGGGGAUUUGGUGAAGCUCAACACGCUGCUCACCAAGAAUGGACAGCUCAGCCAGGUGCUGGAGCAGGACAACGUUCUGAUGGAAACAGAUUUCCUUCUCAUAAUAAGGGAAGCAGAGCGGGAGGUUAUUCAGAUGCAGAUGAAACAUGAGAAGAGUCUGACUGAAAAAGACAGGCUACUCAGCAGUCUGGUGGAAGCUGAGCAGCAAAUCAUGCUGUGGGACAAAAAGACCCAGCUUGUCAAAGAGACUCUUUCAGUCGUGGACUCUGAGGAGUUACAUGAAGAAAUCAAGAUGAUGAAGGCUGAGAUCCACCGAAUGGAGGUGCGAGUCAACCAGCUCAGGAAACAGCAGGAGAACCUGCUGAGGGAGAGUGAGUCGACAGUGGUGAGGAGAGAGUCCAUCAUCGAACGCCGGGAGGCCAUGGUCUACAGCGUUAACAAACAGACUACAAAGUUUGAGCUGAGCAUCAACAUUAAGCACAUGCAGCGCAAACUCAAGGACACACACAAGCACAUAAAGGAGCAUGAACGUGAGAUCAGGGAGCUUCAGGAGAGCAUGGACAGCCUGAAUAAGAAGCUUGCAUGGCAAAAGCAGCAGCUGACCCAACUAUGUAGCACCAACUCCACCAUGGACUCGGACAUUGUAAAUCAGCAGGAUAGCAAAGACAGGGACCUAGCAUACCUGGUGACUCUGCAGAACCGCAUUAAGAAGCUGCAGGCGGUGGUUACGGACAGCUACAAAACCUUGUCCACCAGUGAGUCCGUUGAAGCCACUCUGCAAAGCCAGAUAGAGCAUGUGCACAAAUUUAGCACGGUGUUGCACCGCGUCUGUGAGAAGUUCCCCGACCACCGGCGGCCACUCCGCAGGCUGUUGCUAACUUUGGAAGCAUGCACGCAGAAACUGAAGCAGUGACACGAGAAGGAGGAGGAGCAAUCGACAUUGUAGAGACAACUCAAUGAGUAGAAGGAAGUGUAACCUGAACUUUACCUUUUAUGCGUAUAAGUUCACAAUGGUUCA
Molecule: messenger RNA, 2832 nt
Organism: Solea senegalensis (Senegalese sole)
Lineage: Eukaryota; Metazoa; Chordata; Actinopteri; Pleuronectiformes; Soleidae
Product: coiled-coil domain-containing protein 40-like
Exons: 1
Coding region: 1-2727 (908 amino acids)
Biological process (GO): epithelial cilium movement involved in determination of left/right asymmetry; heart looping; axoneme assembly
Cellular component (GO): cytoplasm; cilium
Source: RefSeq, a predicted model, not a curated record